AUGAAUAUUUUGGGGCCCGCGCUGCCGCACCUGGUGCCGGGCAUCCGCAUCCGCAACCUCACCAAGGUGUUCCCCGGCGGCCGCCUCGUCGUGGACCGCCUCUCGCUCACCUUCUACGAGGGCCACAUCACCGCCUUCCUCGGCCACAACGGCGCCGGCAAGACCACCGUCAUUUCGAUGCUGACCGGCCUGCUCUCUCCGACGUCGGGGACGGCCUUCAUCCGCGGCCUGGACAUCCGCCACCACAUGCCCGACAUCCGCCGCAGCCUGGGCGUCUGCCCGCAGCACAACGUCCUCUACGACAAAUACCGAGAAAGACUUUCUCAAAGGAAAUAA
Messenger RNA from Gryllus bimaculatus (two-spotted cricket), 336 nucleotides. The record is from the annotation of a GenBank genome assembly. Lineage: Eukaryota; Metazoa; Arthropoda; Insecta; Orthoptera; Gryllidae.